AUGAUGGCUGCGGCUACGCCUAGUGUUCAUGAGAAACCCGAGGCGUUUGCUUUGGUGGCAGGUGUAGAGGGUGUCACUGUAGGAGGGGACAAGACCCAUCAAGCCUCGGGUCGAUCCGGGUUGACCCGUGACCUUGUCGCUGCUGUUCCAAGCUUUGGUGUUAACAGGAAGAAAAGGAUGGCUAGACAGAGGAGAUCAUCGUCCACCAUCAAACUCCUCUCUUUCACUAACUCCUCCAGUAGCUCUCACGUGCCAUCCUCCACUCUUCCCGCACGUGUUAUUGAUCCAAAGAAAUUGAGAUUCCUUUUCCAGAAGGAACUUAAGAACAGCGACGUAAGCUCCCUCCGAAGAAUGAUACUCCCAAAGAGAGCAGCGGAGGCUCACUUGCCUGUCCUUGAGUCCAAAGAAGGGAUUCUUAUCAGCAUGGAUGACUUAGAUGGCCUGCAUGUGUGGAGCUUCAAGUAUAGGUUUUGGCCUAAUAACAACAGCCGUAUGUAUGUACUUGAAAAUACAGGGGAAUUUGUUAACACACAUGGAUUACAGCUUGGUGAUUUCAUCAUGGUGUAUCAGGAUAGUCAAAAUCAAAAUUAUGUAAUCCAGGCUAAGAAGGCCUCUGAUCAAGAUGUAUAUACUGACAUAGCUAGAAAUGCGGUGAAUGACCUAUUCCUCCAUGAUUAUGAGGUUAGUAAAUCCAGCUCCUAUUAUUAUCCUACGAUGGACGAUGCUGGCAUGUCAUUUAUCUAUGACACGACCUUCUCAAAUGACUCUCCACUUGAUUUUCUGGGUGGAUCAAUGACCAACUAUUCAAGGAUCGGAUCUCUCGAAAGCUUUGGCUCGGUUGAAAACUUGUCCCUUGACGAGUUUUAUCAAGUUUAA
Messenger RNA from Theobroma umbraticum, 876 nucleotides. RefSeq names its product AP2/B3-like transcriptional factor family protein (gene FUS3). Gene Ontology annotation, molecular function: DNA binding; DNA-binding transcription factor activity. NCBI's taxonomy places the organism in Eukaryota, Viridiplantae, Streptophyta, Magnoliopsida, Malvales, Malvaceae. The record is from RefSeq and is a predicted model, not a curated record.